Messenger RNA from Gekko japonicus, 364 nucleotides. Its product is annotated as tomoregulin-1-like. Lineage: Eukaryota; Metazoa; Chordata; Lepidosauria; Squamata; Gekkonidae. Gene Ontology annotation, molecular function: protein binding. The record is from RefSeq and is a predicted model, not a curated record. The annotation marks the transcript as partial. The transcript is spliced from 4 exons.
AAUUAAAUGUAAAAGAAUCGGAUGCAAGAGUGUGCGAUGAAUCAUCAUGUAAAUAUGGGGGUGUUUGUAAGGAAGAAGGAGAGAGUUUGAAAUGUGCAUGCCAGUUUCAGUGUCACACGAAUUACAUCCCUGUUUGUGGCUCGAACGGAGACACUUACCAAAACGAAUGCUUCCUCAGGAGAGCUGCUUGCAAGCAUCAGAAAGAGAUCGCAGUCGUCGCGAGGGGACCUUGUUACUCCGAUAAUGGCUCUGGAUCAGGAGAAGGAGAGUAUGAAGGCUCUGGAGCAGACGUUCACAGGAAACAUUCCAAGUGUGGGGUCUGCAAAUAUAGGGCUGAGUGUGAUGAAGAUGCAGAAAAUGUCGG